GUCCCGCGCAGGCGCGGCUCGGGAGCUGCCGGCGGCGGCGAUGGGCGGACGCCUGGCCCGCGUGUUUCGCACUUUCAACGUGGAGAGCCGGGCCCGCCGCGAGAUCAGCAGGGAGAAGCCCAGGCCCGCGCCGCGGCACCCCAGCUCCCGGCGGGACGAGCUGCCCGACCACCCCGGGAUAAAAGAAGAAAUUUACCGGAAGGACGAUAGGCUCCUCGCCUUGUUGAGAGAUGUUUAUGUCCAGUCCAGAGAUUCACCUGUGCGGGUAAAAGAUGGAGGUGGUGAACAUCUUCCACAUAAACAGGAGGAAAAGAGACUUACAAAACUAGGCCACUUGGGAGAUGCAGAUAUUAAGAAAGUUUCCAAAGGCAAAAUUUCCACUGUGGAGGCUCUGACACUUCUUAAUAAUCAUAAACUUAAUCCUCAAAUAUGGACUGCAGAGAAAAUAGCAGUGGAAUACAGUCUGGAACUGAAGGAUGUCAACUCUCUUCUGGAAUUCUUCAUUCCUUUCACUGUGAAGGAAUUUCCUAAAGAAACCAAAAAAGUUAUAACGUCAACAUAAAAAUAAUUACCAAAACCUUGUGUGAUCUCACUCGUGUCUUAAUUUUAUUCUUGAGUAUAUUCAGUGUUUGGAAAGAGUUGGUAAUGUGUCAUCCAACAAGGCUGCUUCCUUAUAUACCAGUGAAGAUGCAUUCAAGCAAUUCCAUUCUAUAUUGGAUGGCUUCAUUUAAAUGCAGCAAUUAUAGGAUACAAUUUUUAAACCUUAAUAUAACUAAUAAGUAAGUUGUAUGAGAGCAUGUCACACUGAUUAUCCCAUUUGUAUGUACAAGUUCAGUUAAAGUACACAAGUUCACUGAGAACUUUACCUUAACAUCACAUUUCUUAGCAGAGACUUCCUGGCCUUCAGCUAAAUCAGUGCUCUGAGUGUACUAGCUGUGUCGUUUCAUGUUGGUGUUCUUUCAAGGACUUGCUGUCAAGGUCUGUGUAUACACAGACAGCUGAAUUUCUUUUGUAUAAGAAUGGAAUAGUAUUUAUACUUUGCAAAGAAGGCUAACCACAAGAUAAUUUUGGAAAUUAAGCUGUGUCAAAGUUAAAAAGAAGAUGACCGUUUCUGGUGCUGGGACAGUAAUGGCUGAUGUGUAGCUCCUUUUCCCCUCUGUUCUGAUUUAGCUUAAAUAGCUACACCUUCCCAGGUACUUUCUGUUAGUCAAUGAAUUUGUAAAGAGCGAUGAUCUUCUAGCAUCUUGCAGCAGUCCCUGGCACCUGUUGUGUGAGAAAUAAUUCUCAUAAUUAAUAGGUAACUAUGAAAUGCAACUGGAUCUACUAAUUGGACCAACUAGUUGGUCUUGCGUAAUUGUCUGCCUGUCCUGUUACAAUAGCCCUUUUUGCCUGUGGAGGUCCUGCCUGACUUACCCAAUUGUGGGUUAGAUCAGGUCAUGCUCACACACAGCAAGUUACUCACAUGCUACCAGAUUGAAGAUGGACAGUAUCCUUUCCACGUUAGUAAAGGACAAUGCAAAGUGUGAGGUGGUAACAGGUUGUUACCUCAUUGAGGAGGGGAGAUAAUCAGAAUCGAUAUUCAAAAAUUCAUUAUGGUUGCUUUCAUGCA
Messenger RNA from Pezoporus flaviventris, 1609 nucleotides. RefSeq names its product NADH:ubiquinone oxidoreductase complex assembly factor 4 (gene NDUFAF4). NCBI's taxonomy places the organism in Eukaryota, Metazoa, Chordata, Aves, Psittaciformes, Psittacidae. Gene Ontology annotation, biological process: mitochondrial respiratory chain complex I assembly. Gene Ontology annotation, cellular component: mitochondrion. The transcript is spliced from 3 exons. The record is from RefSeq and is a predicted model, not a curated record. The coding region runs from base 41 to 562 and encodes 173 amino acids.